Messenger RNA from Oryza sativa Japonica Group (Japanese rice), 1896 nucleotides. Its product is annotated as receptor-like protein 52. Gene Ontology annotation, molecular function: protein binding. NCBI's taxonomy places the organism in Eukaryota, Viridiplantae, Streptophyta, Magnoliopsida, Poales, Poaceae. The record is from RefSeq and is a predicted model, not a curated record.
AAGUGGAAAUAUCUGUCAAGCUGUACUGUCCUUGCGUAGUUGUGUAUUAUCGAAGACCUUGACCAAUAUAGCCCCUAAACACACGGUAAAGACUAGACACCAAGCUUCAAGUCUGCAGUAGCGUACUGCAUACGUACACUGAUUAAUUAGUGAUCAUCAACUGAGAGAUUCUCACUCACUCUCCAAGUCACAGCCUCACUGAGUACUCAUUAAACAAGCAAUCACCACUCGUAAAGGCUAACGAAAAAUGUCCAAUAAUAAUACUAGUAAUAUUUUAUUACUACUGCUCCUCUUCUUCUUGGGGUCCGGUGCUGAGCUCGAUGACGGCGGCGAGCUCCAAACACUUCUAACCAUCAAGAGAGAUUGGGGUAGCCCUGCUGCACUCAGCUCAUGGAAGUGAGAAACUCCAGUUCUUUCAGUCACUGUAAUUGGGCAGGAAUUGGUUGUAGAAAUGGCCAGGUUACAUCCCUCUCCUUCCACAACUUCCAAAUAGCCAAUCUAAUCCCAGCUUCUAUUUGUAGCCUCAAGAACCUGAAGUACUUAGACCUCUCUUUCAACAAUCUCACCGGUGAGUUCCCUACGGCGCUCUACAGUUGCUCAGCUUUGCAGUUCCUUGACCUGUCCAACAAUGAGUUCACUGGCAAACUUCCGGAACAUGUUGACAAGCUGUCCUUGGGGAUGCAGCACCUCAACCUGUCAAGAAAUUCUUUCAUCGGCGACCUGCCAUCGGCUAUUGGUCGGUUUUCCAAGCUCAAGUCGCUGGUGCUUGACAGUAACAAUUUCAAUGGGACCUAUCAGGGUGCUGCCAUUGGAGGUCUCGUGGAGCUUGAGAUGCUAACAUUGGCAUAUAAUCCGUUCAAGGCUAGUCUAAUUCCAAACGAGUUUGGCAAGCUGACUAAGCUGACAUAUCUGUGGCUAUCAUGGAUGAACCUGAUUGGUAACAUCCCUAAUGUUCUGUCAGCAUUGACAGAGCUCGAGCUAUUGGACAUAUCAAUAAAUAAGUUGGAAGGAAAAAAUCCCAAAGUGGAUAUGGAAGCUUCAGAAGCUCGAGAUGUUGUUCCUCUCCGGAAACAAUUUCAUUGGUGAGAUUGGUUCUGACAUCUCAGCUCUCAAAUUGCAGGAGCUUGAUUUGUCCAUCAACAAGCUCACCGGAUCAAUACCAGAAGAUAUUGUGAACUUGAAGAACUUGAAAAUUCUAUACUUGUACUACAACAACCUCGUUGGACAAAUCCCAAGUGGUGUUGGAAUGCUGCCGAAUCUUACCGACCUUCGGCUAUUCACGUGCCAUGGAGUGUUUCCGGUGAGCCUCGGGGACUGCGACACCAUCCACAUUAUCAAGGCAUCCAACAACCACUUUGUUGGGGACUUCCCAGAGAAAAUAUGGUCGUGUGCGAUGCUUACCAUAGUUAUGAUUGGAGGAAACAACUUCACCGGUACUCUGCCAAGUUAGAUAUCAUCCAACAUCUCGUAGAUUUAGAUAGGAAACAAUAGGUUCUCUGGUGCAAUUCCAACAUCUUCUGCAACUGGACUCCAUAGAUUUUUAGCGAAAAAUAAUUUGUUCUCUGGCAUGCUACCUCCAGACAUGUCCAAGCUCGCCAACCUUGUCAGGCUGGAUCUUUCUAGGAACCAACUAUCUGGAUUGAUUCCAACAUAUUGUUAAACACAAAACCACCUGAGUAUUUUAUAUGUUACUCUGUAUUUUGCAUGUUAGUUCAAGGCCAGAGAGGCAGAGAUGCACACACACAUUCAUAUCAAGCUCCAUCUACUUUAUUCGUCGUAGCCUUGUAGGAGCUAUGGUGUGUGGGCAAUGGUAUUGAGUGGCUAAUGUGCAUCGUGGCCUACGUCUAUGUUUUUUUUCUUUUAAGAAUAAAGGUAAUAAAGACCUAGCUUUUUAUU